CACACCCCGCCGUCUGCGAUAACUAGCAGCCCUCCCCACCCGCUGCUCUAAUCCUCAUCACCCUCCGGCAGCCCUCCGCCGUCUUCGUUUUUUGGGAACGCGCACGCAGCCGUUGCCAGUCAGUGCUCGUCCGUGCAAUCGCCGUCGAGAAACGCGCUUCUGCACCUGCCAUCGACAUUGCCGAAACGAGAUCUCCACACCGCCAGUCCGGCCCACACCGGUACUUCGCUACAAGACCACCGCGCCCCUCGCCAUGGACUUUUCCCACACUAACCACCAGAGUCACAUGGAUUUUCACCGGCCCUCGUCGACCCUCAGCAGCAACGACCGGAAAACCAGCUUCUUCGACGACCAGCAGACCCUGGACGCCGCCAUCCUGGACACGCCCACCCUGAUGUCGCCCACCACCUCGACCCAGGGCAUCUUCUCGCCCGACGCCUCCAUCUGGGAGGACUUCUCGCAGGGGCAGUUCGUUGACCGCACUGCCAGCAGUUCCGUCGUCAACUCCAACAUGAACAACCCCUUCUUCACCGAGCAGAGCAACAACCCCUUCGCUCGCCUGCCCCCCAACCAGGCCGCCACCUACGGCCAGCAGUCGUGGCCCAUGGACACCUCCGGCAUCCGCACCCCGACCGCCCCCAAGCCGUCGAAUCCCUUCGGCCCCGGCGACUUCGGCGUCCAGCCGGCCUUUGCACCCCAGCCCCAGCAGCAGAUGUUCCACGGACUCCCCGAUGCCAACGUCCGCCCCAGUGCUGUCUUCCCUAACGCUGUCGCUGACCAGCCCAUGUCGCCGCACACCCACUCGGACUGGAUGGCCUUCAACCAGCAGGAGAUGGACUCACGGCCCGGGCCGAAGCGCAUGCGCCCCAACACUCCGCCGCCCCGUGGCUUCUCCCCCCGCCGUGACGGCGGCAUCCGCAAGAAGAACGCCCGCUUCGACAUCCCCGCCGAGCGCAACCUCUUCAACAUCGACCAGCUCAUCGCCGGCUGCACCAACGAGGAUGAGAUGAAGGAGCUCAAGCAGCAGAAGCGCCUCCUCCGCAACAGACAGGCCGCUCUUGACUCGCGUCAGCGUAAGAAGAAGCACACUGAAGAGCUCGAAGAGGAGAAGAAGGGCUGGAUCGAGAAGAUGUGCGGCAUGCAGGACGACUUCGCCACCAUGCGCAUUGAGUAUGAGCAGCUCGUCGCCGAGAAGGAGAACUGGCAUCGUGAGUCCAUGGACAUGCAUCACAUGAUCAACCAGCUGCAGUUCGACAAGGAAGAGCUUGUCCGUAACCACACUCUCGAGACCGGUGAGCUUCGCAAGAAGGUUGCCGUGCUCACUGAGCGUCUUGAGGCCAGCUCCAACAGCAUGGCCGUCGCACCCAGCACCACCUUCACCGACUUCGCCUCGGAGAUGGACAACCUCAACAUGGGCGGCAACGAGUGGGACAACUACAUCUUCGUCAACGACUUCGCUGCCGACGGCCAGACUCCCCAGGAACAGCCCAUGGCUAUCGUGCCUCGCGCCAAGGAAGAGAAGGAGCCUGUGGCUUCGGGUCUUCUGCUGAUGCUUCUCCUGUGUGGUGCCUUCGUCGCCAGUAAGUCUGGCUCCGGCGCCGCGCCGACGAUGCCCCGCAUGCCUGAUGAGGUCCGUGCUGCCUCGGCCGACGUUCUCGACAGCAUCCUCAAGGAUGCUGGUGUCUCUUCUGCGUUCACCGAGCAGGGCCUCAUCGCCAACGCUGUGACUGGUCUGGAGCCUACUCCGUCCGGCAUGGCCUGGCCCAAGGCUACCGUCUCCGGCUCUGAGCUCUCUGGUUCUCGUCUCGAUCAACUCCACUCUCAGCUUGCUGCCCCGACCAAGGAGCAGGAGGCCGAGCAGCUGUUCUCCAUCACGCCUGCGCAGUACAACAGCAUGACCUCGCUCGACUUCACCCGCCCCCGCUACAGCAUCGGCAGUGACGAUGUCAGUGACCCGCUCUCGCCCUCGCAACCAUCGCACCGCCGCAAUCUCGCCGCCACGCUUGCUGCCAUGCGCGAGCACAACAAGGGUGACUCCGCCGCCGAGGUCUACACGCGCAGCCUGCUCUGGGACAAGAUCUCACCCGAGGUUGUCCACGAGUUCAAGCGCAUUGUUGAGGAGUCGACUGCCAUGUCGCGCCCCAGCACCGCCGACGGCCUCAAGGCCGAAUAAACACCCCCACACCACUCCUGUCCGACACGUCGCGACUUGCCUCAGUUUGAACUAGCAUAGCGCUUUCUUUCUUUCCGCCCGAGCCGGGCUUCCUUUGACAACCUGCAUCGUCGGCUCCGCCGCCUUCUCCUUCUCGCUGGCCAUUUCUACAUUUAGGACGGCAACGUCGGCACUUUCGAUUACAUCGCUAGCAUACACGGCGGUUGCACUUUGCUUCGGGGUCCGCCGU
Messenger RNA from Boeremia exigua, 2402 nucleotides. RefSeq lists its product as uncharacterized. The transcript is spliced from 2 exons. The coding region runs from base 254 to 2173 and encodes 639 amino acids. Gene Ontology annotation, molecular function: DNA-binding transcription factor activity; DNA binding. NCBI's taxonomy places the organism in Eukaryota, Fungi, Ascomycota, Dothideomycetes, Pleosporales, Didymellaceae. The record is from RefSeq and is a predicted model, not a curated record. Gene Ontology annotation, biological process: regulation of DNA-templated transcription.